AUGUCGGACAACGUUACUGUUCUCAUCACUGGUGCUGGUCGAGGUGCCAUUGGUAGUCUGCAGGCGGAUCACGGAAUCAACAGUCUCGACAUUGUCAUUUCGAAUGCGGGUAUCUGCUCUACAUUUUCCGCGUUGGCCGAAGGGGAACAGGUCGUCACCGCACUGGAAGAGCAUGUUGAAGUCAACGCAUAUGGCAUGCUACGGCUGUUCCAGAACACGCUGCCGCUUCUGCGGAAGUCCAAGGUUGACGAGCCAAAAUUUGCAUACAUUUCGAGCCCGGUGGGAGCGUUGAACUUGGUCGAGAGAAUCGGCAAAGCACCUGCGGGAAUAUACGGCGCGUCGAAAGCGUUUGCGAAUUACAUUGUGAGGCGAUUGGCAAUCGAGAAUGACGGUGUCACUACUUGGUCUAUCAGUCCCGGGCUCGUUGAUACGGAUAUGUCGGCUACCGCAAUGCCAAUUAUGGCUCCCCCAGGACUGAAGGCAAUUCCGGUGCAGGAGAGCGCCGCUGGGAUCAUGAAAGUGGUCGCCGAAGCAACGCAUGAACGAACCAAUGGGCACUUCAUCAACUAUGAUGGCGCAGAAGUACCCUGGUAA
This is a messenger RNA of Lasiodiplodia theobromae, 594 nucleotides long. Its product is annotated as Short-chain dehydrogenase/reductase SDR. The transcript has 4 exons. Bases 1 to 594 code for a protein of 197 amino acids. Lineage: Eukaryota; Fungi; Ascomycota; Dothideomycetes; Botryosphaeriales; Botryosphaeriaceae. The record is from RefSeq and is a predicted model, not a curated record.